Messenger RNA from Racocetra fulgida, 1476 nucleotides. Lineage: Eukaryota; Fungi; Glomeromycota; Glomeromycetes; Diversisporales; Gigasporaceae. The record is from the annotation of a GenBank genome assembly.
AUGUGUUUUCAAGAUCAUCAUGACUUAAUAAUUAAGUAUGCAGAGUUGCUUGAAUAUUAUUGGGAACAUUUUGACAGCCAUCCGAAAUCAAAGUCAAUAUCCAAAGAAAAACCAACAGCAGCAACAACAACAGAUUCCAAAUCUAUUGCCGAAACAAACACUUCAAAAGUAGUUGAUGGAUCAAGUUCCGAAGCUGUUAACGUGAAGAAACAGAAUGAAGGCAAUAAAAUGGGUAGAAAUUCUGGAAAGUUUCGUUUAGGUGAUAGUAUUCCUCGAUUUUAUGAACCGGAUUGGGAUUCGCACAUUGAAUGUAUUGAGACGAUUUAUCAUGACGAAUCUAUCACAAGCCACUGGUGUCAAUCUUGCCAAAGUCAACAGUUUCGUGAAAACUUUGAUAACUGGACCACUGGAUUUGAAGAAAUCGAUAAUUUUAUUAAAGAAACCCAAUUAAAUGCUAAAGAUUGCACUGAAUAUUUAGAAUUUUUACCCUUCAAAUCUUUUAUUGGUAUAAAUAAAUAUGAUACUUCCGAAACCGUCACAGGUCAUCUGAUGAUGGUUGCUGAAACUUGCGAAUGGGACUUAAGACAUUAUGUCUCUCAUCACUUCGCUCGCCUAACUUGGUCCCAUAAAGUUGCCAUUCUUCAUUCUAUUGCUUGUGCUCUUGAAUCUUAUCAACGUGGUGAACAGGUUCAUCGCGAUCACGCUUCAAAUGUCCAGAUAUUUAAAUCCCACUUAGAAAUUCCUGUAAAUGAAUUGGGUUUGGGUGAUAACAAAGAUCCAAUUCCAAUUGUGGGUUACUAUAAAAAUGACAUUUUACCUUACAUGGCUCCUGAAAUUUUACAAAACAAAUCUUACUCUAUAAAAUCGGACGUUUAUAGCUUUGGGAUGCUAAUGUGGGAAUUAUCGACAAACAAACCUCCAUUUUACGAUAAAACUCGCAAUUCAAAACUAAUAGAUGAUAUUAGCAUUCAUAAUUUACGUCCUAAAAAUGAUUCUAAUACUCCUAAAUGUUAUGUCGAUUUAAUGGAACGAUGUUGGUCUAGUGAUCCUAAUAAUCGUCCGGAAAUUUCGGAAAUUGUAAAAAUCUUGAGUGAUUGGCAUUUAUAUUGUAAACAUUCCGAUGAAUUUAAAGAAGCUGAAAAAAUUAGACUUAGUAACAUGAAAGCCAAAGGACUUGACACAACUCCUGGAAAAAUGGUUUCUCCUCCAAAGAUUCAUCCACAAGCAAUAUAUACUAGUAGAAAGAUCAAAUUUCCUAUACUUCCCUUGUCUGGUGUUAAUUCUCAACGUAUUAAACAAUCUUAUGAUGCUUCAAAUAAAAAUUCAAUUGACCUAGCAUCUUUACUUGUUCGUGACGAAAGUUAUUUUGUUAAAACGAACAGGCCAUUACAAACAAAAGAAUUAGAAGAGGAGGAAGUGGAUGAUGACCUCCGAAAACAAUACGAAUUGUCGAUACCUUUUGACAGUAAGUGUUAA